Adineta steineri is the source of this 864-nucleotide messenger RNA. The record is from the annotation of a GenBank genome assembly. Lineage: Eukaryota; Metazoa; Rotifera; Eurotatoria; Adinetida; Adinetidae.
AUGUUUAAUAGUAAUUUUAAUUGGGAUCGAAUACCAACUAAAAUAAAACGAGCCAUUGAAGCAAGUCUUGAACAUUUAGAUGAACAUAAAUUUAUAUUAAAUGAUACAAAUACGGAAUUUAUUGAUGAUUAUUGUUGGGAUUUAAUUACAUGUCAUUUAAAACAACUUCUUUAUAUAAAUUUAGCACAUAAUAAAUUUAAAAGUUUACCAACUCAUAUUUCAAAUUUAAUACAUUUACAAACAUUAAAUGUAACGAAUAAUCAUCUAGAGAAAUUACCAGCAUCAAUUAUAUCACUGUCAAAUUUACGAAUUCUUAAACUUGGUCAUAAUAAACUUCAAUCAUUACCUCGAUCAUUUGGUUCACUUCAAUCUCUUGAAAUUCUUGAUCUAACUGGCAAUGAUUUAAAUGAAGAUAGUUUAACGAAUGAUUUUUUUCAACUUUGUAAUUUACGUGCACUUUAUCUUGGCGAUAAUUUAUUUGAAACAUUUCCGAAUGAACAUAUUGAUAAACUACAAAAUUUGCAAAUACUUGUUUUACGUCACAAUCGCCUACGUUACAUACCAAAAGAACUAGCUUCUUUAUUACAUUUAAAGGAACUUCAUAUACAACAUAAUGAAAUUAAUGUUUUACCACCAGCUUUUGGACAACUUGAAUUUAGUAAUGCAAAACAUAUUUAUCGAUUUGAACCAAAUCCAUUUAUUCCUGAACUUGCUUUACAAAUGAGCAAUUUAACACGAUUAAGUACUUAUUUGAAAAGUGAUGCUUAUAGAGAAAUUCAUCAAAAUUAUUUUUUAAAUUUUGACGAUAAUGAUACGAAAACAUUAAUCAAGAAGAAUAAACAUGUUUCUACCAAGAAUAAAUAA